ACAGUAAGUAUAAAAAGAUGCUGCAGAACUUUCUGAGAAAAAAGAAGACACAACACUGUCCAGAAAAGGAAAAGAAUCAGAAUCAUCCACAACCAUGCUCAAGUUGCAGCCAUACGAUUCCUGCCUGUAAAAACCCAGAAAGGCUGUAUGAAGAAAAUCUACAACUGAAGAAGCUCAUCACCAGUUUGAAUAUGCAGCUAGAUACCCUGAAAGCAAAAAGUCAACAACAAGGAGAGGUGCUGAAAAAAAAAGAUGAAGAGAUGGAACAGCUUUUGGCCCAGCAUGAGGUACAGCUCCCAAAUUCUAAUGCGGUCACAAGUCAGCAGAGCAAGAUAUUGACUCUGGAACAGCUCUACAAAAACACACACGAAGCAUUCGAGAAGUUACAGACAGAUGCAAAGAUUUCCACUGAACAGCUGAAAAAGGCCUUAGAAAAAUUUCAAGGAGAGAAUCAGAAGCUUCAAAGUUACAAGAGCAAAGCCACAAAGAGAAGAACGCUCAUAAAACGUGUAUUGCAGACUAAAAGAAAAUGCAUGCUGAACACUAGAAUUUUACAGCUCAGUAAAUCAAAUAAGAAGUUGAAGGAGGAGCUCAACUUUCUCAAAUCAGGCCUGAAUCAAGUCCAGUGCAAUUCCCCUGCUUCAGACUCUACCAAAUACUAUGCAGGCUGGAGUAGAGAAUGGCUAAUUUUGAGAAUUAGCGAGCUGGAAAAGAACCAAUAUGGUCAAAUGCUCACAGGAUCUUCUAAAGACAGGAAGAUGGAACUACUUGAAGAAUGUCAAAAUGUGCUGAACAGUACAAUAUUACAAUUCAAUAUUCUACAUAAGCAGAUGGAGAAGGAGGUCAGAGUCCACAAGGCAGAAUUAAACCAAGCCCAGAACAGCUCCUCCUCAUCAUGCAGUGCCAAUGAAUAUGAAAUCCAGAGACAGGAACAACUAACCAAAGAAAUGGAGAAGAAAGCAGGGAAGGAACUACAAAAGAACGGGAGACGCUCAGACUCGAAAGAAGAUUGUAGGCAUCUCAAAGGAGAUGACGAUCGAACUGAACUGCAAAUGCAACUCGACAAAGAAGAUGUUUCCUCAUGCAUUCCAGGAAGACAAAACUCUGCUAUCAAAAGACUGACCUUAUCCAGCAUAAAAGGGAGCAAGGAGAAAUUAAAAUUCAUCUCACUCAUAGAUCUGACACGUUCCACAAUGGUGUUCUUUUUCCUCAUCCUUCUUUAUAUCAUUUUCACAAAUGCACACCUUUCUGUCAAUCAGAAACAUGAUUCUCUUAAAUUUGUAAAGUAAAACAUAACAGUACGCAGGGGGUAAAGACUCUGCCCUGGAAUUAAGAGGGAGGACUAGUUGUGAAUUCCUGCUAUUUACAUUUUAUACAUCUUUUUUUAAUAUUUAAAUGAAUUAUUCCAUGUACAAAUCAGUAGAAAAGUCUGUAUCAAUUAACUAAAGGUGUUUUGUAUUAAAAGCAGUUCACCAGAAUAAAAUAACUGAAAAUUGUUUUGCUCCUCAUGUUUUGAAGACAGAUUAUAGAAUAUAGCAAUAACCCAUGCCUGGGUGUGGGUAAUGCUGGAUUUACCCACGGUUGGUGUGGUUUGGU
This is a messenger RNA of Protopterus annectens (West African lungfish), 1596 nucleotides long. Its product is annotated as IQ domain-containing protein E-like. The record is from RefSeq and is a predicted model, not a curated record. The transcript is spliced from 13 exons. Bases 18 to 1289 code for a protein of 423 amino acids. NCBI's taxonomy places the organism in Eukaryota, Metazoa, Chordata, Ceratodontiformes, Protopteridae.